AUGGCGGACAAAAAAGAAGGCUGGUCUGCCACAGCUCAAGCGUAUUCAACGAAAAUCGCCCAUCUCACAGGUCAAGGCGGCGAAGCCCUCCUCUCCCUCCUGACAUCCAACUUCCCACCCCCAGACCCUCAAUCCGCCUACAUCCUCGACGCCGGCGCCGGAACCGGCGUCUUCACCAAACUUCUCUCCACAACCUACCCCAACAUCCACAUCCACGCCACCGACUUCGCCCCCUCUAUGCUCUCCCUCCUCCAAACCCAAAACCUCCCCAACACCACCACCCAAAUCCUCGACUCCUCCCAAGACCACAUUUCCCAAGGCCUCCGCCCAAACACCUUCUCCCACGUCUUCAGCACCUUCCUCAUUCAAUUCCUCCCCGGCGAAGGUCCCAAAACCGCCAUUCAAGAAAUGACCCGCACUCUCAAACCCCAAACCGGCCUCCUCGGAACCGCAAUCUGGACAAAAAGCAGUAUGCACGAACCAUGGGAUCUCGCAUGCAGUAAUCUUGACCCCUCAUAUAUCCCGCCUUCGGCUUCGAAUCCUUUUGGACAAGUUAUGAAGAAUAUUCAAAAUCUUGAAGAUGCGUAUAGGGAGGCAGGGUUGUUGGAUGUUGUGUCUGAGGAAAAGGAAUUGUGGUUUGAGUGUAAAAGUGGAGAGGAAUUUGCGGAUUAUUUUAUUGAUUCGAAGAAUCCGGCUUUUAUGACGAUGCAGAAGGGGUGGAAAGGGGAUGUGGAGGUUGUGAGAAAGGAGAUGGCGAAUGUCGCGAGGGAGAAAUUUGGGAGUGGGGAUGGGAAAGUGAGAAUCCCUAUGGUGGCGGGAUGUGCUGUUGGGAGGAAGGCAGAAAGUUAG
This is a messenger RNA of Cercospora beticola, 849 nucleotides long. RefSeq lists its product as uncharacterized. The record is from RefSeq and is a predicted model, not a curated record. Lineage: Eukaryota; Fungi; Ascomycota; Dothideomycetes; Mycosphaerellales; Mycosphaerellaceae.